Messenger RNA from Drosophila innubila, 1171 nucleotides. It is a transcript of the gene Ciao1, whose product is annotated as probable cytosolic iron-sulfur protein assembly protein Ciao1. The transcript has a single exon. The coding region runs from base 100 to 1095 and encodes 331 amino acids. Gene Ontology annotation, cellular component: cytosolic [4Fe-4S] assembly targeting complex. The record is from RefSeq and is a predicted model, not a curated record. Gene Ontology annotation, molecular function: protein binding. Gene Ontology annotation, biological process: iron-sulfur cluster assembly. Lineage: Eukaryota; Metazoa; Arthropoda; Insecta; Diptera; Drosophilidae.
CACUAGUCUUCACCGUUUGUUUCAUAAAGAAAAAGAGUGUUAUCUCAAAAAUCUUCAUACUUAAAUAAACAUAUCGCCUUAAACUAAAACAGAAUCGCCAUGGGCCGUCUAAUUCUAGAGCACACAUUGCAGGGACACAAAGGACGCAUCUGGGGCGUCGCGUGGCAUCCCAAGGGCAACAGUUUCGCCUCGUGCGGCGAAGAUAAGGCGAUCAGAGUUUGGUCACUGUCUGGCAAUACAUGGAGCACCAAGACCAUAUUAUCGGAUGGACACAAGCGCACAAUACGCGAAGUACAGUGGUCGCCGUGCGGUGAGUACUUGGCAUCCGCCAGUUUCGAUGCAACUACGGCCAUUUGGUCCAAGCACGAGUGCAAUGCAACUUUGGAGGGACAUGAGAACGAGGUGAAGAGUGUGAGCUGGUCCCGCAGCGGAGGACUGUUGGCCACAUGCUCCCGCGACAAGUCCGUGUGGAUAUGGGAAGUUGCUGGCGAUGAUGAGUUCGAAUGCGCCGCCGUACUGAAUGCACACAGCCAGGAUGUGAAGCGUGUGGUGUGGCAUCCGAAACUGGAGAUCCUGGCAUCUGCAUCGUAUGACAACACCAUCAAAAUGUUUGCCGAAAGCGCCUUGGACAGUGACUGGGAUUGUACGGCCACGCUAAGCUCCCACACGAGCACAGUUUGGAGCAUUGACUUUGAUGCGGAUGGUGAUCGAUUGGUUUCCUGCAGCGAUGAUGCCACUCUGAAGAUCUGGCGCGCCUAUCAUCCGGGCAAUGAUGCUGGCAUCGCCACGCCGGACAAGACAACUGUCUGGAAGUGCGUGUGCACCUUGUCAGGUCAACACUCGCGUGCCAUCUAUGAUGUGUCCUGGUGCAAGUUGACGGGUCUCAUUGCCAGCGCCUGUGGCGAUGAUGGAAUUCGGAUUUUUAAAGAGACCAGCGAUUCCAAACGGGAUGAGCCCACAUUUGAGAUGCUAACGGCCGAGGAAAGUGCACACGAACAGGAUGUGAAUGCCGUGGAAUGGAAUCCCGUCACAGCCGGACAAUUGAUCUCCUGCAGCGACGAUGGCACCAUCAAAAUAUGGAAACUCAUUGAGUAACUGAGAGAUGUGCGUGUUGGUUAUAUGUACAUAUAUGUUUAGGUAUAUUGGAUUGUAAUAAAUAACUGUUACAGUA